This is a messenger RNA of Didymella exigua CBS 183.55, 2305 nucleotides long. RefSeq names its product T-complex protein 1. Gene Ontology annotation, molecular function: ATP hydrolysis activity; ATP binding; ATP-dependent protein folding chaperone. The record is from RefSeq and is a predicted model, not a curated record. Bases 484 to 2151 code for a protein of 555 amino acids. The transcript has 3 exons. Gene Ontology annotation, biological process: protein folding. Gene Ontology annotation, cellular component: chaperonin-containing T-complex. NCBI's taxonomy places the organism in Eukaryota, Fungi, Ascomycota, Dothideomycetes, Pleosporales, Didymellaceae.
GCUUCUUGCAGCUGCAUGACUGAGUUUUUCUUGCAGCUGCAUAACAGGGACAUUUUCUUGCAGCUGCACAACAGCGACUUUUUCCAACAGCGACUUUUUCUUGCAGCUGCAUGACAACGACUUUUUCUUGCAGCUGCAUGACAACGACUUUUUCUUGCAGCUGCAUGACAACGACUUUUUCUUGCAGCUGCAUGACAACGACUUUUUCUUGCAGCUGCAUGACAACGACUUUUUCUUGCAGCUGCAUGACAACGAGGCCUAUGUGGACUCGCCGUCUCAAGACGUGCGUGACAGUGCAAUUUCCAACCAUGACCCAAUGUCCAUGAUCCAAUGUCCACGAUCGAUCAUCCACACGUCGUGACGUGAAGCCGUGUCUUGCUCACCUCCGGCCUCCGCCCCCGCCGACGCCAAGCGUGCAUUAAAUUUACCCCAACGCGAACGCGUCCCGCAAGACAAGCCCAGACGCCCUCGCCAACACACACCAUGUCGCUUUCAAUACCCAGCGCCCCGAACGCCGGGCUGUUCAAGCAGGGCUACCAGAACUACGACGCCGAGGAUGGCGCCGUCAUUCGCAACAUCGACGCCUGCAGGACGAUUGCCCAGACGGUGCAGACGUCGCUGGGCCCCUACGGCCGCAACAAGAUUGUCAUCAACCACCUGCAAAAGAUGAUCCUCACCUCGGACGCGGCCACCAUCCUGCGCGAGCUCGAGGUCGUGCACCCUGCCGCAAAGCUGCUGGUCAUGGCCAGCCAGCAGCAGGAGGCCGAGAUGGGCGAUGCGACCAACCUCGUCAUCGUCCUGGCCGGUGAGCUGCUGAAAAAGGCCGAGGAGCUCAUUCGCAUGGGCCUCAAGACAAGCGACAUUGUCCUGGGCUACGAAAAGGCGCAGAACGCGGCACAGCAGGUCCUCGAGGAGCUGGUGUGCGACCGCGUCGCCGAUAUCCGCUCGCAGGAGGAGCUCGCAAAGGCCAUCCGCACCGUCGUCGCCGCAAAGCAGUCGGGCAGCGAAGACUUCCUCGCCGACCUCGUCGCAGAGGCCGUGCUCGCCGUCCUGCCCAAGAACCCCGUCAACUUCAACGUCGACAAUGUCCGCGUCGUCAAGAUCAUGGGCGGCGCGCUGGAGCAGAGCAAGGUCGUCCGGGGCAUGGUCUUUGCCCGCUCGCCCGAGGGCAGCGUCACAAAGGCCUCCAAGGCCAAGGUCGGCGUCUUCUCGUGCCCCAUUGACAUCUCGCAGACGGAGACCAAGGGCACCGUGCUGCUGCACAACGCCAAGGAGAUGCUGGACUUCACAACGGGCGAGGAGCAGCAGGUCGAGCAGGCCGUCAAGGAGCUGCACGACUCGGGCAUCCGCGUCGUCGUUGCGGGGUCCACCAUUGGCGAGCUCGCGCAGCACUACCUCAACCGCUACAACAUGCUCACCAUCAAGAUCCUCUCCAAGUUUGAGCUGCGUCGACUGUGCCGCGUCGUCGGCGCCACACCGCUGGCCCGUCUCGGCGCCCCCAUGCCCGACGAAAUGGGCGCUAUCGACGUUGUCGAGACGCUCGAGAUUGGCGGCGACCGCGUCACCGUCUUCCGCCAGGAAAACGAGCAGACGCGCACAGCGACCCUCGUCCUCCGCGGCGCCACCCAGAACCAUCUCGACGACGUGGAGCGCGCCAUUGACGACGGCGUCAACGUUGUCAAGGCCAUUACCCGCGACGCCCGCCUCGUCCCCGGCGCCGGCGCCACCGAGAUGCAGCUCAUCGAGCGCAUCAAGACCAUCGCCGACAAGACCCCCGGCCUCGCACAGUACUCGAUCCGCAAGUUUGCCGAAGCCUUUGAGGUCAUCCCGCGCACGCUCGCCGAGUCGGCUGGUCUGGACGCCACCGAGGUCCUCGCGCGCCUGUACGUUGCGCACGGCGCGCAAAAGGGCAACAAGGACGACGAGUGGACCGUCGGCGUCGACAUUGAGAACGACGACAACACGGGCACCCUCGACGCCAAGCAGGCGGGUAUUCUCGACCUGUGGGUUAGCAAGAGCUGGGCCGUCAAGCUGGCCGCCGAGGCGGCCCGCACCGUGCUCAGCGUCGACCAGAUCAUUGUCGCGCGGCAGGCGGGCGGCCCGAAGAUGCCGGGCAAGGCGCAGCAGGGGAACUGGGAUAAUGACGAUUAGACGGUUUGAGGACAAGGGAGCGACGACGACGACGACGACGAGAGUUGCAUGAGCAGGAGCGUUCCAAUCACACGACCAGCGCUCGAGAAGAGUUACAAUGACAUGGCCAGCGCUCGAGAAGAGUUACAAUGACAUGACCAGCGCUCGAGAAGAG